GCUCGUGUUCCCCGCCAUCAACAAGGGCACGUGGACAGCAGCUCUCCCUCGCCGCCUUCCCCUGCCAUUCCUCCUCCCUGCUCCCCUUCUACGCAUGCUGCAGGGCCUUGGCUCGGCGUAGAGGAAGCACACCAGCACACCCACACACAGGUCACUAGUGCAGAAUGGCCAAGAGUCUGAGGAGCAAGUGGAUAAGGAAGUGUAAGAAGGAGAAGAGGGUGCGCUAUGGCAAGAAGGAGCUGGCGUCGCUGGUGUCUCUGGUGGAGAAGGCAAGCAAGAAUGACGUGGUGGUGAGGGAUGCAGCAGAAAUUGUGAGGGAAAAAGAAGUGAGGGAAACAACCCAGCCAUCAGCAGCUUCAGGAGGGGAGGAUGGCAUGGAAGUCACCACCACCACCACCACCACAGGAGAGGGCAAAGUCUCCUCCGUGAAGGCUAUCAUCAAUAAGACAGGCACAGCACCCAAGUGGCUACACCCGAGGAAGUUGAAGAAGAACAAGAUCAUCAAGAAGAAGAAUGCUAAAGCCGGCAAACAGAAGUAUAAAUUCAAGGGAUAAUGUGCGCGUGUGGGGAUGAGCAAGAGUUUUUUUGUUUUUUGUUUAAUGGAUGGUUUGUAGGUGAAUGUGUGGUGUAGGUUAUAAUAAUGUUGUAUGUCUUCAAUAAAUGAAUAUAUGUGGUGAUAUGUUA
Molecule: messenger RNA, 684 nt
Organism: Eriocheir sinensis (Chinese mitten crab)
Lineage: Eukaryota; Metazoa; Arthropoda; Malacostraca; Decapoda; Varunidae
Product: protein LLP homolog
Exons: 3
Coding region: 165-554 (129 amino acids)
Biological process (GO): dendrite extension
Cellular component (GO): nucleolus
Molecular function (GO): RNA binding
Source: RefSeq, a predicted model, not a curated record